GUAGCGUCCCCCUCCUUAUCACCACUAAGUUCCAAUGGUCCAUCAACAUGUGCACUAACCAGAAUAGAUAAAAAUCAUAAAACCCUAGCUCUCUAUAAAUACCCUAAUGAGGGCGUGUGUCCUCCACAAGCAAUCAAUAUCCUAAUCUCUCUUCCUUCCUUUUCAUACCAAAUCACACUUGAAAGCUUCAUACAUGGCUUCCCAACGUGACCAAACUUUACCUAACCACAUAGAAAUUCCAGUUCAUGGAAAUAUGACUGAUCAACCAAGACAAUCUCCAAUUCCCGGAGGUGACGAAGAUGACACCUUCGAUUACUCCCAGAGGACACAGUGGCUUCGCGCCACCAUGUUGGGAGCCAAUGACGGGCUGGUUUCUGUUGCAUCGCUCAUGAUGGGCGUGGGAGCUGUGAAACAAGAUGUGAAGACCAUGCUAAUAGCCGGGUUUGCAGGUCUCGUGGCCGGGGCGUGUAGUAUGGCAAUAGGAGAGUUUGUCUCUGUGUACACUCAGUACGACAUAGAGAUAUCUCAAAUGAAGAGAGAGAUGAAAACAAAUGGUAGGACAGAAAAUGUAGAGGAGGCAAAGAAGAAGAUGCUGCCGAAUCCUGCGCAAGCCGCCUUGGCGUCAGCCAUUGCGUUUUCGAUUGGCGCGGUGGUGCCUCUGUUGGGAGCUGCAUUUAUAAGUGAGCAUAAGGUGAGGCUGGCCGUAGUGGCGGCUUUGGUGAGCGUUGCGCUGGUUGUGUUUGGAGGGGUAGCAGCGAGGCUGGGGGGGUCAUCGGUGGUGAAGUCUUGUGCAAGAGUACUUGUUGGAGGAUGGAUGGCAAUGACUAUAACUUUUGCACUCACCAAGUUAAUUGGGUCUAGUGGUAUGCAGGUGUGAUAAAUUACAUGUUUGUUGUUGUCGUUGUGUUUAAUUUCUGUUCUUGUUGAAGUUGCUGGUAUUGCUAGUGGUGGUUUUGCAGCUGUUGCCAACACCAUUUGCAUAGAGGCAGACAUGUAAAAUCAUAGUGUAAUUAAGGUUAACGACUUAUUUGUGAUUGUUUCUAGAAAGGUAAGCAGUU
Malus domestica (apple) is the source of this 1058-nucleotide messenger RNA. RefSeq names its product vacuolar iron transporter homolog 4-like. Gene Ontology annotation, molecular function: manganese ion transmembrane transporter activity; iron ion transmembrane transporter activity. Lineage: Eukaryota; Viridiplantae; Streptophyta; Magnoliopsida; Rosales; Rosaceae. Gene Ontology annotation, cellular component: membrane. Gene Ontology annotation, biological process: intracellular manganese ion homeostasis. The record is from RefSeq and is a predicted model, not a curated record.